AAACUUUCGCCCUGUGCUCGCAGGCGUCCCGACAGCCGCCCCAAAAGUCGUCCAAGCGUGGAAGGAACAGGAGCAGCUCGAGCGCCAAGUCCUCGACCGAGAUCAUGGGUUCGGACUUCGUGGUGGCCAGCGACCGCGCCUACGCCGGGCCGGGAACGGACACCCUGCUCAGGGCGCGCGCGCGCUGGCACAGCGGCCUCCCGUCGCAGUCCGGCACCCUGCACGUGACCCGACGCCCGAGCUCGGUGCGCCGGUCGGCGAGCCGCGAGAGACUGGAGCAGGAGGAGCUGCAACACGGCGAGCCCCCGGUAGCAAUGCCUCUGCCUUCGGAGGCCGAGGAUCCCCAGGAAGCCAGUGCGUCCGCCAUGCAUCUGGCCAUCCCGCCCAGCGCCCUGUCUUUCAAGGAAAGCUCACAGAUUUCCGGAGCUUCCGUUGCCCCGCCUCCCGAGUUGCCGGAGAAAUUUCGCCCCGAAGCGAGCAACAUAUCCAAGGAGGCCCAUCCAGCCGAAGAAGUCCGCGACGAUGUUCGCAAAAAACACAUUGGUACCGAAGAUAGAGGCGCGCUGCAUAAAUCCGUUGACCAUCGUCACGCCGCUCAAGACACUACCUCCUCUACGACAGCCCCAAAGGCCUUACCUGGCAAACUCCUCUCGCCGGCGCCCCCUACCGAUGAUGUGCACAGACCAAGCAAAGGCGAUCUGUGCCCGGAACCGGGGCGUAACGAAAAGCCGAAACAAGGAAUGGAUAAGCUUCCGUCUGAGCGGUCCGCCACUCGAGGCUUCGAAAAGCCUGCAGAAAAGCCCGCAGUCAGGGAGGCAGCACCACUGGAAGCUGACGAACCGCAGCCAAAAGCAAAGCAGCAGCGAGGAGGGAUGGGCACCGUAGGUGGUCCGGAACAACGUGUGGCGGCCAGACAGGAUUCCGCUGGAAAGAAUGCUAUGGACAGACGGCACAAUCCUCGGGCUAGACGUCGCAGACCGAAGCAUGUAGAAGAGAGGCAAGCUGCUCCUCACCCAAACUCAGUGCCUUACAAGCCCACUAUGGCUAUGCUUCCCGUUCAGGAUGACACGACGUUUCUAGGGGGGCCGACAGCAGGAGCCAUCGUCAAACACGGCGAGCAAGGUGCGACUGGCAAAUCGCAAGGUGUGCUCCCUCAAAGCCACGAACCUACGAGAAAAAGCGUCGGGCAAGAGGGCUCCUUGUCCUCAAGAAAGUCGACCAAGUCUGCGGAGUCUGCAGCAAAGCUGGCUUCCCCUGCAAGCGCUCCGGUCAGAAACGUACAAGAGAAUCCGAUCAGCGCACAGAAGUCGCCCAAAUCCGGAAAGCAGGCCUCGUUGUCAGUCUCCAGCGUAAGGGUUCUUGGUGAGUCAGCCGCGAUAAAGCGACCUCCUGACAUGCCUGGGACAAAGCCGAGCGUCCACGAAGGUCCUUGUGCUACCCAGGACGCAGCCGUACUCGCAAAGAACAUUCCAAAGUCAACAGUGGCAACAGCGGAACAGCUAAGAGCCGGGGUCGAUGAUAGACCGCAGGUUCCUUCGGCAGAAGAGAAGCCUAAACGGGACCCGAUUCCGGAGGCUAAGCGUGAAAAGAAAGGCAAGUCAAAGACUCGGAGAAAAGGCCACAAGCGCCACCACAAGAAAGAGACAGGUUAAGAAACAUCCCCGUUGGCCCUCUUCCCUCCCCGCCCUUGUCUGCCUUUGAAGUGAAGCGCAAAAGAAUCGCCCCAACAAGUGAUGGUAAACUGAAGGACUCGUUCAUGGGUGCUCCGCCUCACAGAAGGAAUGGGGGCGGGCUCGUCCAGUGGGAGUGUGUACAGGGAGAAUCUUUUUAUCUCCUCUUGCUCCCGAAAAUACAAGCCACUGCCACAUUGA
Messenger RNA from Dermacentor albipictus, 1871 nucleotides. Its product is annotated as neurofilament heavy polypeptide-like. The record is from RefSeq and is a predicted model, not a curated record. Lineage: Eukaryota; Metazoa; Arthropoda; Arachnida; Ixodida; Ixodidae.